Lemur catta (Ring-tailed lemur) is the source of this 1715-nucleotide messenger RNA. It is a transcript of the gene HSPBP1, whose product is annotated as HSPA (Hsp70) binding protein 1. Lineage: Eukaryota; Metazoa; Chordata; Mammalia; Primates; Lemuridae. The record is from RefSeq and is a predicted model, not a curated record. The coding region runs from base 237 to 1451 and encodes 404 amino acids. The transcript has 7 exons.
UUGUUGCUAAGGAGACCAAAAGGAGGGCUUGUUGCUGUAGAGGCGGGGCGGUGGGGUUGCUAAGAGAUGGAAACGUAGUGGAGAUGGAGGAGGGGGGGUUGUUGCCAGGGAGUGUGGGUGGGGCCUGUUGCUAGGGAGGAAGGAGGGUCUUAUGCGUUUGGGGAAGGGUCCUGUUGGUAUGAAGGAAGGAAAGGGGGCUGUGGUUAAGGGGUGUGCGGGCAGAGUGGUUUGGGGCCAUGGUGGGGCGCCGAGCUCCCCUAAAAUGCCACCUUCUCAGCAGACCUUCAGGAGUUGACCGGUCAGGACGUCAGAGCUGCCUCAGCGGUGACCACCUUCUCCCUCUAACACAUUCUUCCCUUCUUCACAAACGGCCUAUGGCGGACGAAGGCUCCAGCGGCAGCCGCCUCCCGCUGGCGCUGCCCCCGGCCUCUCAGGGUUGCUCGUCAGGGGGUGGCGGCGGCUCCUCAGCGGGGGGCUCCGGCAAUCCCCGGCCCCCACGUAACCUCCAAGGCCUGCUGCAGAUGGCCAUCACGGCGGGCUCUGAGGAGCCAGACCCCCCUCCAGAACCCAUGAGCGAGGAGAGGCGUCAGUGGCUGCAGGAGGCCAUGUCGGCUGCCUUCCGGGGCCAGCGGGAGGAGGUGGAGCAGAUGAAGAGCUGCCUCCGAGUGCUGUCCCAGCCCAUGCCCCCUGUGACCGGUGAGGCCGAGCUGGCCGCUGACCAGCAGGAGCGAGAGGGGGCCCUGGAGCUGCUGGCCGACCUGUGUGAGAACAUGGACAAUGCUGCAGACUUCUGCCAGCUGUCUGGCAUGCACCUGCUGGUGGGCCGAUACCUGGAGGCAGGGGCUGCAGGGCUGAGGUGGCGGGCGGCGCAGCUCAUCGGCACGUGCAGUCAGAACGUGGCGGCCAUCCAGGAGCAGGUGCUAGGCCUCGGCGCCCUGCGGAAGUUGCUGCGGCUGCUCGACCGCGAUGCCUGUGACACGGUGCGCGUCAAGGCCCUCUUCGCUAUCUCCUGCCUUGUCCGGGAGCAGGAGGCUGGGCUGCUGCAGUUCCUCCGCCUGGACGGCUUCUCCGUGUUGAUGCGGGCCAUGCAGCAGCAGGUGCAGAAGCUCAAGGUCAAGUCGGCAUUCCUGUUGCAGAACCUGCUUGUGGGCCACCCUGAACACAAAGGGACCCUGUGCUCCAUGGGGAUGGUCCAGCAGCUGGUGGCCCUUGUGCGGACAGAACACAGCCCUUUCCACGAGCAUGUGCUUGGAGCCCUGUGCAGCCUGGUGACAGACUUCCCACAGGGCGUGCGUGAGUGCCGGGAGCCUGAGCUGGGCCUGGAGGAGCUCCUCCGCCACCGCUGCCAGCUGCUGCAACAGCACGAGGAGUACCAGGAAGAGCUAGAGUUCUGUGAAAAGCUGCUACAGACAUGUUUCUCCAGCCCAACGGAUGAUAGCAUGGAUCGAUGAAACCAGGUGGCUUCUUGGUUCCCCCCUCCGUGGGAACCCCAGGCCUCCUGCCUCCCUCUCCACCCAGGAGGUCCUCUCCCAAGGGAUCACAGGGCUUCAUUGGUGACUUGGCCCAGGAUGUGUCAGCUCAUCUCUGCACAGCCCCCUGGAGGGGGCACUGAGAAAGGCACCAGCUCUUUGGACCCCCACAGCCUCUGCUCUCUCACUCUUAUCCCUUCUGAUGUCCGCACUACUCUUCCAAUAAAGGUGUUUCUCUUCCUCCUC